Molecule: messenger RNA, 1681 nt
Organism: Arabidopsis arenosa
Lineage: Eukaryota; Viridiplantae; Streptophyta; Magnoliopsida; Brassicales; Brassicaceae
Source: the annotation of a GenBank genome assembly
AAGUUGGGAUGGCGAUAGGAAACCCAGUGGUAGCAACUAUGGAGGAGGAGAAUACUGAAGCCGAGUCCUCUAAUGGAAAUGAGACUCAAUUAGCUUCUGACUUAACGAAGAAUCUUGAUCUUGCUCAAGUGAAGGAACACGAAAAGAAUGAUAAUCAAGAAGAAGAUGGACUGAAAGCUGAGGCUUCAACGAAGAAGAAGAAGAAGAAAAGUAAAAGCAAGAAGAAGAAGAGUUCCCUUCAACAGACUGAUCCACCUUCAAUUCCUGUUCUUGAGCUCUUCCCUUCUGGAGAUUUUCCUCAAGGUGAAAUCCAACAGUACAAGGAUGAUAAUUUGUGGAGAACAACAUCUGAAGAGAAGAGAGAGAUGGAGCGGCUGCAAAAGCCGAUAUAUAAUUCUCUUCGCCAAGCAGCAGAAGUUCAUCGUCAAGUUAGGAAGUAUAUGACAAGUAUAUUGAAGCCUGGAAUGUUGAUGAUUGAUCUCUGUGAGACUUUAGAGAACACUGUUCGUAAGUUGAUAUCAGAGAAUGGUCUUCAAGCUGGUAUCGCCUUUCCUACAGGAUGUUCUCUGAAUAAUGUUGCUGCUCAUUGGACACCAAACUCUGGAGAUAAGACUGUCCUUCAGUACGAUGAUGUGAUGAAACUGGAUUUUGGAACACAUAUUGAUGGGCACAUUGUGGAUUCUGCUUUUACAGUUGCGUUCAAUCCUAUGUUUGAUCCUCUUUUAGCAGCCUCGCGUGAAGCAACAUAUACUGGUAUCAAGGUGCUCAUUCUGUUUCUGUUGCUAAUAAUAUGUGCUUCUGCCUCUAUGGCUACUUGUGGGAUUCUUCUGUUCUUGGAUAUGGUGAAUGCAGCCAUUCAUUCUGUAGAAGCCGGGGUAGAUGUCCGGCUCUGUGAUGUUGGUGCUGCAAUUCAGGAGGUCAUGGAGUCUUAUGAGGUUGAAAUCAAUGGAAAAGUCUACCAAGUCAAAAGUAUCAGAAACCUGAAUGGGCACAGCAUUGGACGCUAUCAGAUACACGCCGAAAAAUCUGUUCCUAAUGUUAGAGGAGGCGAGCAGACGAAAAUGGAAGAGGGUGAAUUAUAUGCCAUUGAAACAUUUGGAUCAACAGGGAAAGGAUAUGUAAGAGAGGACUUAGAAUGUAGCCAUUACAUGAAAAACUAUGAUGUGGGUCACGUACCUUUGAGGUUACCAAGAGCAAAACAACUCCUUGCCACUAUUAACAAGAACUUCUCCACUCUAGCCUUCUGCAGACGCUAUUUGGACCGCCUUGGUGAAACAAAAUACUUGAUGGCUUUAAAGAAUCUUUGUGAUUCUGGCAUUAUUGAGCCAUGCCCUCCAGUGUGUGAUGUGAAAGGAAGCUAUAUUUCUCAGUUUGAGCAUACGAUUUUGUUGCGGCCAACUUGCAAAGAGAUUAUUUCCAAAGGAGACGAUUAUUGAAAUGGUGAUUUUCACAUAACUUGAAAAGGUUUUUGCUUUUGGCAGUUGUUCUUCUUGAGUUUGUAUAAUAGUUUUGGAAGGCUUUUUAAGUCUUGUGCUCAAAUAUUUUAUGUUCUUCAAAUAUGAUUCUAAUCAUAAGAGCUUAGCGAAUCCUUCAUCAAUUAUAGCUACAUGUUAGCUUAUUUGUUAUUUUGAUAUACAAUUUUGUUUUUUUUUAAGAAGCCUAAUAUAAUUUCGAAAACUGC